Messenger RNA from Octopus sinensis (East Asian common octopus), 3587 nucleotides. Its product is annotated as WD repeat-containing protein 64-like. Bases 72 to 3539 code for a protein of 1155 amino acids. The record is from RefSeq and is a predicted model, not a curated record. The transcript has 33 exons. Gene Ontology annotation, molecular function: protein binding. Lineage: Eukaryota; Metazoa; Mollusca; Cephalopoda; Octopoda; Octopodidae.
CGACUGGAAUAUUAUUGAACGUAUCAACAUAUUAAAAUAUAUAUUGGCGAAAAGCUGAUACUCCCAAAACAAUGCCGCAAGCUAAAUUACGCCGUCCUUACACUAAUAAUUCUUUCCGCAAGCAACUGGAGAAAUUCCGUACAUUCAUUAAAGAUGUGACGUACAGUGGCUGUGAAUUAACCUCUGAGUAUCGAAGACAGCUGAUAUCUGAGAAUCUCCCUUACGACAAGUUCAGUGAAAAACUACGUCUUUUAUUUGGACCGGAUAUAAAACCUCAGGAAAUUAAAGUUCUUUAUAGGAAAAUUAUCUCGAAUCCAGAAGCCACAGUAGACUGGAGUGAGGUAUUCAGCAUCUUUAACUCGAAUUCGCAAAGAUUUAACGGAGCCGAUGAAGGUUCCAGUGUCUUUGAUGUAUCCAAAAAGCGAAGGGUUGGUAACGCUGCUGGAAACUGCCGUAAAAGAGAUACUCUGCAAAGUAUCCAUUACUCAGAAGGUUUAGAUUGUUAUAUAACAGCCUCAUUGAAGGGUGUGGUCACUGUAUGGAACAGCCAGCUGCGUCUUCAACAUUCUAUAAAUAUUCACGAACCUUCUUGGGUCACGGGUUGUAUAUAUCUACCGAAUUUACGGCGUGUUGCAAUCUGCACAGAAAGAAGUCUCUGCAUCUGGGACAGCAAAGGAAAAUCACAGCACACCAUUUGCAUCCGACCUUUCGACAAUACGCCACAAUGUCUUACAUCAGCAUUGUUACAAGACGAGAAUACUACACAAGACACAUUAUUAAUUGGAGAUGAUCAAGGCUACAUAAGCAUUUUAACAAUCAAUACUGAUGAGGUCAUGAUGAACCUGUCCGAAGAUAAAUCGGGACAAGCAUGUAAAAUGGUCAUCUCUCCAGCCUCUCUGACCAAGCCAAUGCGGCGAAGAAGAUUCCAUGACGAUUGGGUUGUUAAGAUACGUUAUUUACCAGAAUUGAAAUGCUUUGUUUCCUGUUCUCCCAGCAGUAUGUAUUCUUUAGUUGUGGAACCAAUCGAAAAGAUCUGGAAUAAUGAGAUGGUGGAACCAGUUUCUAUACCCAAAGGUGUGAAUGCUUUUGGUUACUGUAAAAGUGCACAAAUUCUCGCUACUGGAGGUGUUGAUAAAAUCAUUCGAAUAUGGCAUCCACAUAUGUUUGCACACCCAACAGGGAAAUUGAUUGGUCAUUUAUUUACUGUGAGCGAUAUUUGUUGCAACGAGAGAGAUCAACACAUUAUCAGUUUAUCUACAGCAAGAGUCGUACGAGUUUGGGAUAUCCACGCAUUUACAACCUUACAGAUAUUCUCAGGCUCUGAACAACACAGGCAAGGAGCUAGGAUUACCUGUAUGCAUUAUGACAAUGAAUAUGAAAGACUGUUGACAGGAUCCGAUGUUUUUGAUUCUUGGCCUCUAUCCAGAACGGUUCAAGAUACAAUGCAAAUACCACAAUCCCACGAUAGACCAAUAAAUCAAGUUUUAUACAAUUCUGAACUCAACCAAGUUAUUACAGUAUGUAAUGAGUCGGUUCUGAAGGUUUGGGAAUUUGAAACAGGAGAUUUAGUUUAUCAAAUUGCAAAUGCUCACGGACUUAAUAUUGAAAUUACAAGUCUGGCUGUAGAAGAUUCAGGAUACAGAUUAGCAAGCGGAGCUUUUGACGGGUCACUUCUCAUUUGGGACAUUGGAUCUGGAAAAUGGUGCAAGCGGAUGCCCUGUGUUGCUUCCAGCAAAAACAUGAGUGUGUUAACGAUGAAGUAUUUUAUGAAAUCAAGCGAAAGACUGAUUAUUGCUUUGGGGUGGAACAACAAAGUGAAAAUAAUAUUGGAUUCCUCUGAUUCAAAUCAAUUGCUCAUACUGAAAGAAGUAAGUCAAGAACUUUUAGAUAUCUUCGACCAUAGACGUUUAAUUAACAUUCUUUCGACUUCAAAUAAUACUCAGAUACCUAACAACCAAAUCAGCUUCGAACAAUCUAAUCAAACAACUCACGACCUGAACUCUCUCGAAAUGUCGAAACACCAGACAUCUCACCCCGAGAACUCUAUCGAAAUAUCUUGUUUAAGCCUUCUGUCUCCAGAUGUAAUCGUGCUAGGUUACAGCAAUGGUAACUGUGUCAUAUGGGACAUUUUAUCAACAAAUGUGAAAGCAAUUUUAAGCAUACAGCAUUUAAAAGACUCUGAAAGCCCACAUCAACAAGACAAAGAAGAUGCUAGAGUUAAUAUGAUCAAAAUACUCAAUUAUAAGAAAAAGCGAUCAGACAGAAAAUAUUCAAUGAAACUGACAAUCGCAAACAAACUUCAUAAAAGGAGAAUGACAAUUGGCCCUAGAAAUUCAAUGUUUCAAUUCAGAGGCUCCGAAAACAGUCGCCAAGUUAUGGGUGAUACAAGGAAAUUUUCCGCUAAUAUUUCCCCGGAAGAACGGAGAGAAGAAAAUUAUACGGAAGAGUUUAUUAAUGUUUCAACACAAGACAUUUUAAGACCACGUUCUAAGCAGUACAAUUUGAAUAAUGGUAGAAACCAAACUACGAGUGAUGAAAAGGCUCCAUUGCUGAUGUGUAAUUCAGAUCCUGUGAUUGCUGUUAUCUACCAAGACGACUGCAUCCGAUUCUGGAAUACAGAAGGUCAACUUCUAACAAAACUGAAGCCAAUUGUGAAACACAGUAGUAAUUCUCUGACUUGUAUCUGUCAUGAUAACGACUGUACCAUAUUAAUUGCUGGUGACAAAAUUGGUUACUUGACAUUAUGGAAUAUCGGAAAAUUCUUGCAACAAUCAAACUCAGAAGAAAAGGCAUCAAUAAUCCAAGAGGUUCGCUGGAGAGCGCAUCUAUCUGCUGUCGUCUCACUUAGUUACAUCAGUACAUCUAACUCAAUUAUUUCCGGUUCAACAGAUGCAUCUGUGAGAGUCUGGUGGGGAACAGGUGGUAGAUUUGUUGGUUUCUUUGGUCAGCCACGCCCUUUCGUCUUUCCUGUAUCAGAAGAAUCAUCCAGAUAUUCCUGUCUUCCAUAUGACAUUAAUGAACAGCCAACUAAAAAUGCCACAGAGAAAUUUGAGAGAACGUUUCGUGGAAAUGCUCAAAUCUUGGAAUAUCCUUUGGUUUUUAACAACGAAAGGUGGAAACAUUCCUGGCGACAAAAUGAUAAAUCAGAAGAAGCAGCAUUGACAUCUGACGAAUUCGAACAUCCAGCAGAGAAAUUCUUUACAGCCCUCGCAAAACCAAAAGCAUACAAGCAUCAUUUGAAGACAUUAAUACGAGGAGAAAAAGGAGCAGAUGCAGUAUUUCGUUCGUUGCCCAUCUACAGAUUAGAAACGCCAAAGGUUCCACGGACACCGGAAUUUACAAGAAAUACAUUUGAAGAUAAAUACAAAAACAUUCCCACCAUGAGAUACAUGAAGAGAACUUCAAAGGGACGUUGUUCAAGAAGAUCGAUUGAUGUAAGAGGAUUCAAGCAGGUGACAACUAACUAUUUACCAAGUAUUCGCAAACUUUCAAGAGUCAGUUUUGAUGUGCCUUCUCAUAGCUCAAAUAUAUUUUCCUAAAUAUUUCACAAACCUAAAUUUACGAAUUAUAACUAAAAAAUGUACGAC